UUUUACCGGUAGCGCACUUUUAUAAUAAUUUGGUCAUACUAAAAAUUGUAGUCGUGUGUGUGUGGCAAAAAUGUAAAUUUUUCAUCACUGUUUAAAUUUUUUUUUUUUGACUUCAAUUUAUGGGUCUGGAGAAUUUGAUUUAUUUAUUUAUCAUUUGUUCUAAAUUUGAUUAAUUGUACAUAGUAUAGUUGGCCGUGUUCUGAAGGAUACUUUGAAGGUCUUCUUAUUUAUUUCAUAUCCAUUUCAAUCAUUAAAAAAAAGUGGUAGGUGUUGCAACAACUGAUCAUCAUCUCAUCUGUGUACAUAUAUAAAAAUAUAAAAAAAGCCCAUUUUGCAUUCUUGUUAAAUAGUUAAUUAUAAUCAUCAAUAUCAUAUAUAAAUCAUACUUCAUCAUGUUGAGAAAUACUGGAAUAAAAAGUACGUCUUUAGCUUCCCAAAUAGUGAAGACAACCUCUUCACCAACUUCAUAUUUACUUCAAGCAAGUCUUAUACGUUCAUUCCAUAUAUCAUCAAGUAAUUUCAAUAGUCCUCCUCAAUCACCAUUAAAGGUUUUCUUUGAUACAUUCAAGAAUGAAGUUAAAAAAUCAAAUGAAUUAAAAGAUAAUAUAAAAGCAUUACAAGAUGAAUCAGGUAGAGUUGCAGAAUCUGAAGCAUUUAAAAAAGCCAAAGAAGCUUAUGAAAAAGCCCAAUUGGGAACUACUGCUGCAGGUAAAGUGAUUCAAAAAUCAGCUGAAGCUGUAGGAGAUGUAGCUGUUAAAGCUUGGGAUUCACCUGUUGGUAAAGGGGUUAGAACUACCGUUAGAGUUAGUGCUGAAGUUGCUGAUAAAGCUUUUGAACCUGUUAGACAAACUCAAGUUUAUAAGGAUGUUUCUAAUGUUAUUGAUGAUGGAUCAUCAACUGCUUAUGGUGGGUUUUUAACUAAAGAACAAAGACAACAAUUAAGACAAAAGGAAAUUGAAGAAAAAUUAAGAAAUGGUACCAAAGGUCCAGUUAGAGAAAAUGAAGAUGCUGGAAGUGCCUUAAUUGCUACUGAACAUAAAUCUACUGGUCCAUCAAUGGGAGAAAAAUGGGAAGAUUAUAAAUUAAAAACUCCAGUUGGUCGUGGUAUUAGUUAUUUACAAGAAAAAUGGGAAGAAUCUGAAAAUGGAUUAAUUUCAGUAAUUAGAACCAUUGUGGAAAAGAUUACCGGAUUUUUCGCUGAAACUGAACAAGCUAAAGUGGUUAAACAAUUUAGAUUAAUGGAUCCAUCCUUCCGUAUUACUACAUUUCAAAAGACUUUAACAAAUUAUAUUGUUCCUGAAGUUUUAGAUGCUUAUAUCAAGAAUGAUGAUAAAGUAUUAAAAGAUUGGUUUAGUGAAGCUCCAUAUAAUGUUUGGCAAGCCAAUAAUAAACAAUUCACUCAACAAGGAUUGUUUUCUGAUGGUAGAAUCUUAGAUAUUAGAGGAGUUGAAGUGGUUACUUGUAAACAAUUACAACCAAAUGAUACUCCUGUUAUUGUGGUCAGUUGUAGAGCUCAAGAAGUUCAUUUAUAUAGAAAAGCCAAAACUGGAGAUAUUGCUGCUGGUACUGAAGAUCAUAUUCAAUUAAGUACUUAUGCUAUGGUAUUUACUCGAAUUCCAGAAGAAUUUGAUAACACUACUACUGAUGGAUGGAAAAUCAUUGAAUUUGCUCGUGGUGGUUCCAGACCUUUCCAUUAGUCUUCCAUAACCCUAAGAACAAUCAAUCAAGUAUAUUACAUUCUAUAUAUAUAUCAUAUCUGUACAUAAUUUAAUCUAAUACUAAUCUAUAGUAAUUAUACUAAUUAUUAAUUUGUAUCCUGUAUAUAAUCUGAUCCGUACACGUCAGUUCAAUUUUGAUUUUUUUGGCUGUUUGAAAAGUGAAAACAGAUUUUUUGAUUUCUGAUGAUAAUCAUUAUUAUUUAACUACUUC
Messenger RNA from Scheffersomyces coipomensis, 1929 nucleotides. It is a transcript of the gene TIM44, whose product is annotated as protein translocase subunit. The transcript has a single exon. NCBI's taxonomy places the organism in Eukaryota, Fungi, Ascomycota, Pichiomycetes, Serinales, Debaryomycetaceae. The coding region runs from base 393 to 1697 and encodes 434 amino acids. Gene Ontology annotation, molecular function: protein-folding chaperone binding. Gene Ontology annotation, biological process: protein import into mitochondrial matrix. Gene Ontology annotation, cellular component: mitochondrial inner membrane. The record is from RefSeq and is a predicted model, not a curated record.